CUGCACCCUGCUGUUUUGGGCAGACGAGCACAUGAUACGCAGUACGCUCCUUUAUUUGCAUGGUAUCAGCAGCCACCGUUUAUGUACGCAUACAGAACAAACACAGGUCAACAUGCCAGUGCUUCUCUGUCUUGUACCACUCUCUGCCCGUCCACGUUGAUCCCAUCUUCACCUUAUAAUUCUCAUAAUGUAGAUCAUAUGUGGUUUUAUAAUCAGACAGUACCAGACUUAUACACUCAUGGGGUGAAACACACUGCCGACUGCAACAGCGAUCCAUGUCGGGUGGGCCGGCCUGCUGCUCCUCAAGCCCGGCCGGGAUCGUCACCGCCACGGCAACGGGACCUCGGCGCAGAUUCGGAUACUGACGACAAUGACUACCUCCCACACGUACCACGUACCCAGGCACCACACUCAAGAGCUUGGGUGAGAACAACUAUCACGGUGACCUUCUCCUCUCAGGCUCGGGUUUCAGGACUCUUCCUCCUCCUCGGCUGCCCAGGUGUCCUUUAGAAAACCCACCCGAAGCAUAACUAGUCAUCCGCCGUCCUGCACCGGGCCCAUCGCCGUCCCUCGCUGCACACACCAGCCCAGCACAGCCCAGCAAUCACGAUGGCGGAAAAGGAGACCCCAAACCCCAUGGAGGGACUGCCAGAUCCCCCCGCCGUCUCCGUCAAGACCCUCGCCGUCACCGGCAUCAUGGUCGACGUCUACGGCCUCGACGAGCUGCCCUCCGGCCUCACCCAUGUCUCAGUCCUCUGGUUGCACAACCCCCGUCUGGGCACCAAGGCAAGGAUGGCACCCAUGGCCCACCGUGCCGUCGGCGAGUACAACGCAACCAAGCAGCCCUCAAGCACACGGGGCCUCAUUGCUGCUGCUUUUGACCAGCGCAACCACGGCACCCGCGAGGUUCACCCCCUCGCCAACCAAUCCUGGAAAAAGGAUAACCCCUACCACGCCCAGGACAUGGUGGGCAUCAUCUCAGGCACCGUCGUCGACACCAGCCUGCUCAUAGACGCCCUGCCCGCCUACCUCUUCCUCGAGUCGUGCCCCUCCCCUCCCGUCUUCGACCAGCACGUCUGCCUCGGCGUCUCGCUCGGCGGCCACUCCACCUGGCAGGCCCUCUUCGCCGAGCCCCGCAUCACCGCCGGAGUCAGCAUCAUCGGCUGCCCGGAUUUCCAGCUGCUGAUGAAGGACCGCGCCCGCCUCUCCAAGCUGCCCACCUACGACAGGUCCGCCGCCGGCGCCGGCUUCCUCGGCAGUCGCGACUUCCCGCCCGGCCUCGUCGCCCAGUGCGCCCGCUUCGACCCCAAGGGCAUCCUGUUCGGCGCUGGCGAGGUGGCCGAGGCGCCCGACGCGGCCGAGCAGGCCCGCCUCAGGCCCAUCCUGGACGCCCGCGUCAGGGGCAAGAAGCUGCUCAUGUGCACUGGCGGGGACGACAAGCUCGUGCCCUGGCGGUGCUCCGAGCCUUUCACCAGGUUUUUCACCGGCGCCGCUGACGGCUGGUACAAGGACUCCGGCCUGGUUGCCGACAACAGGGUGUACGCCGGCGUGGGCCACGAGUGCAGUCCUGGGAUGGUGGUUGACGCUGUGCGCUUUGUAUGUGACGUGGUAAAGAGUGCGCGUACUGAAGGCCCAGCUGUUUCGAGGAUCUGAGAGGUCUGGAAUUUCUGGCGGGCACGGUGGGGGGGGGGCAUUGGGUUCACUCACAGUGUAUCUAUUGUUUCCACAUUGUCUGGAUAGCACCGUGCAUCCUUCAAGUCAGUCAGUCAGUCAGUCUUCAGCCUAGCAUAAACAGAUCAGAUCUUAGUUGGCAUUGAAACGCC
This is a messenger RNA of Diaporthe batatas, 1823 nucleotides long. RefSeq lists its product as uncharacterized. The record is from RefSeq and is a predicted model, not a curated record. NCBI's taxonomy places the organism in Eukaryota, Fungi, Ascomycota, Sordariomycetes, Diaporthales, Diaporthaceae. The coding region runs from base 610 to 1653 and encodes 347 amino acids. The transcript has 2 exons.